Molecule: messenger RNA, 444 nt
Organism: Haemonchus placei
Lineage: Eukaryota; Metazoa; Nematoda; Chromadorea; Rhabditida; Trichostrongylidae
Source: the annotation of a GenBank genome assembly
AUGUUCUCAACACUGACACCGAUUUCAGCUCAAGCCCUUGACAAGAAUACAUGGGUUUACGACGUCACUGGCCUUCUUCAACACUGUGUUGCUGUUCUUCGUCUUUGCCAUCAGCUGACAGAUCAGUUGGCUGCAGUGCCAUUACAGCAUGCUUCUCCGCAGCUGAGCCACAUGCUGUGUCAGGCAACCUUGCGUGUGAUGCCGAGAUUUGAUGAUUUACUGAGCGCCGUGGCUAGCCCUGCUGUCGAUAUUCGUGUACUGGAGGCCCGUGCAAUGGCAUUGGCUACCGUAUGUUGGGCCUUGUAUCUGCCGUUCUCACUCAUCAGUCAGAAAUACAGGGAGGCGAUGGGAGAGCCGUUGCAGCAGAUGGAUCGUCAUCUAGAUGCUUUACGUCAUGCCGCAGAGAUAGCUGAACGUGCUAAUCUUGGGAACGUGAGUAUAUAG